AUGGAGGGAAGUGCGCUCGCCCUCUCGCAAUUCCGCACGCGGCUCGGCUCGCCGCUCCUCCUCUCCGCGGACGCCAGCUCCGCCGCGCGCAGCAGCUCAGGGAGGAGCAGGUCCUCCAGGUACGACACGGGAGCGCCUCCGAGCAGAGCAGGAAGGGGUAGGGUUUGGAAGCGUGAUGAUCCGGAGGCUUCACCUCGCCGAGCAGGGAUUAGUGGAAUUCCAAAGCUUCAUCCGAAAUUCUCUAAUAAAGGAGCAGGUGGGACAAAUAAGGUUCCGGUUAUUAAUUUCGAGGUUUCUCACCACAGAGCAGUCGCAGCGGUGAGGUUGCUAAGAGCUGACAAGGGGAAGGCGUUUGUUGAUCUUUUAAAUGAGAAAGCAAACGAUUCUGCGGAGAAUGAGAUGGGCUAUGUAGAAAGGACGUUAGGAUUCAGUACACGGAAUUUGGAUGACAGGGAUAUAAGACUGGUUACUGUCAUAGUAGCUGGAACUGUACGUUGGAAACGCUACAUCGAUUUUCUUAUCAUGUCACUCUGUAGUGACGAGAAGGUGUUCAGCAAAAUGGAACCACUGCUGCUGCAGAUACUACGAAUUGGCUUCUUUGAAAUUCUCAAACUUAACGUACCAGCUUAUGCAGUCGUUGAUGAGAAUGUAAGACUUGCGAAAGUAGCUUUAAGGCCUGGUGCCGGGAACAUGGUGAAUGCAAUUCUGCGCAAACUUCUAUCACUGAAGGAGACAGACUCUCUUCCUCUUCCAAAGAUAGAAGGUGAUGAUCGUGCCCAAGCUCGUGCACUUUCCAUAAUUUAUUCUCAUCCUGUUUGGAUGGUGAGAAGAUGGAUCCGAUUUCUUGGAAAAGAAGAAGCUCUAAAAUUGAUGGAUUGGAAUAACAGUGACCCUUAUUUUAGUUUAAGGGUGAACACAACAAAUGGCUAUACAAGGGAUGACCUUAUUAACCGAUUGGACGAUUUGCAGGUUCAUUACGAAAAGUCAAUUAUGGAUGAAUUUGUCCGCAUUCGUGAGGGCAUGCAGGCGGUCUUACAAGCGGGAUUACUGAAAGAAGGCAUGUGUGCUGUGCAGGAUGAGAGCGCAGGUCUUGUUGUGUCUGUGGUCGAUCCACAACCUGGCGAAACAAUCAUGGAUUGUUGUGCUGCACCUGGCGGGAAAACUUUGUUCAUGGCAUCCCGACUGGCAGGACAAGGGAAGAUAUGGGCUCUUGACAUAAACAAAGGUCGCUUGAGAAUUCUCAUGGAGGCAGCAAAGUGCCACAACCUUGAUGAUAUAAUCACUGAUGUCCACGGUGAUCUUCGACUAUAUGCUAAGGAAAGCACUGCCAAAUAUGACAAGGUAUUAUUGGAUGCUCCAUGCUCUGGGCUGGGCGUCCUUUCCAAGAGGGCAGACUUGCGUUGGAAUCGACAAUUUGAAGAUCUGGAGGAGUUGAUAUGUUUGCAAGAUGAGCUCCUUGAUUCAGCAUCACUGUUGGUAAAGCCUGGUGGUGUACUAAUCUACAGUACAUGUUCCAUUGAUCAUGAAGAAAACGAGAACCGGAUUACUGCUUUUGUUCAGAGACAUCCGGAGUUUACCCCGCAGAGUGUACAUGGAUAUGUUCCUGCAGAAUUUAUCACAGAUGAAGGUUUCUAUUCCUCAAGUCCAACUAAACACUCUCUGGAUGGGGCAUUUGCUGCUCGUCUUGUCCGGUCAUUGCACUAGGACUCCCAGAACUAGUCUCUUAGAGGAGGAUAGCUUUAUGCGCUCUGCGGUGCAUAUUGCUUCUUGGACUGCAUUCAGUAAGUUGUAUCGUAGACAGUAUAAUGCUGAGGCCGUCCUUAUAGGCACACUGUCAUUUUGAAGUUGGGUGCCACAGUAAUAUGUGUUGCGAGCUAGAUGUACCUGGAGUUGAGCCUGCCGGAUACCUGAGCUUGUCUAUUAGUUAGGCCCUGUAAAAUUAUCUGAUAAAGUACGUUUGUUAUGCAUUAUGUCUCUUCUUGUGCAGUAACAAGCAAUAAUCUCAAGGUAGAUGAUCAUACAUAGACGUACGUCUAGAAAUUUAUCAGAUGAAGUGUAUUUCAAGAGAAACACAAUUUUAUAAAUAUACUGCUUCGUUAGACACC
Lolium rigidum is the source of this 2105-nucleotide messenger RNA. RefSeq names its product probable ribosomal RNA small subunit methyltransferase B. The transcript has 21 exons. Gene Ontology annotation, molecular function: RNA binding; rRNA methyltransferase activity. The record is from RefSeq and is a predicted model, not a curated record. The coding region runs from base 1 to 1704 and encodes 567 amino acids. Lineage: Eukaryota; Viridiplantae; Streptophyta; Magnoliopsida; Poales; Poaceae. Gene Ontology annotation, biological process: rRNA processing; regulation of DNA-templated transcription; RNA methylation.